Messenger RNA from Pelodiscus sinensis (Chinese soft-shelled turtle), 1040 nucleotides. It is a transcript of the gene TNFSF8, whose product is annotated as TNF superfamily member 8. Gene Ontology annotation, cellular component: membrane. Lineage: Eukaryota; Metazoa; Chordata; Testudines; Trionychidae. The record is from RefSeq and is a predicted model, not a curated record. Gene Ontology annotation, biological process: CD8-positive, alpha-beta T cell differentiation; immune response. Gene Ontology annotation, molecular function: tumor necrosis factor receptor binding.
GCCAGGAUGAGGGGGGAAAAUCCUGGUAGGAACGGAGAUGGGCUGCGAAUGCGAAUCUGAGGUAGUGGAGAUUCGGAGAGAUACACCGAGAGCUAUAUAAGAAUGUGCUCCUCGCAAGAGCAAACAUUUUUCCAGGUGAAUGAUUCUCACGAGGCAGACAUGACCAUGACUGAAGAGGCUGUUUCAAGGCGGCUCAGCGCCAUUAACAAAACGUACUUCUAUUUCACCACGGCUUCCCUUGCGGUGUGCCUCGUCUUUGCUCUCGCAACCAUCAUGGUCUUAAUCAUUCAAAGGAAGGGUCUGGCUUCCCAAGAGGAUGGCUAUAAAGAUCCAUACAAAGAAGAGAAAUCUUUACAUGCUUUUUUAAGGACCCUACCAAGCACUUCAGCAGCUGCAUAUCUGAAAGUGUCAAAGCCAAUAAAUAAUCCAAAGCUGAAGUGGACUCACAAUGGUAUUCUCCAAAACAUCACAUUCAACAGCGAGGGGGACCCCAUCAUCCAGACGUCAGGCUUGUACUUGAUCUAUUGCAACUUGCACUUCCAUCUCACCAACUUCUCAGGUGACACAAUUGACCUAAAGAUGGAAGUGCUGGUGAAUAAUGCCACGAAGCGGCAAACAUUAUUCACACACUGCACCAACAAUCAAACAGUAUUCAAGCAAUGCGCAUCAGUCACAAGCUCCAGCGGGAUAUUUCAGGAGCUCUCCAUAUUCCAUCUGGUGAACCUAGACGCAGAUGACUGGAUAUCAGUAAAAACUGAGCAGUACAAAUAUUUGGAUUUAGAUUUCCUUCCCAAUGACAGUGUUCUUGCUGUCCUCAGGUACAGUGGGGAGUGCACAGACUGCUCCCUGUAAUUAAAAUAACCUACCUUCAAUGACAAUGCCUCUGCUGGACAAUACCUGGCCUGAAGUUGGCAUCCUUCAUCUCGUCCUACCAGGAAAAUACGGAACUUUUCAAGUGUCCAAAAGUGACAUCUAAAACAUGCUUCCAACAGACAUUUGGCUGAGAAUGACUGACCGUCAGGAACAAGGCCAGCAGGCCA